This is a messenger RNA of Ruditapes philippinarum (Manila clam), 3097 nucleotides long. Its product is annotated as extracellular tyrosine-protein kinase PKDCC-like. Bases 346 to 1815 code for a protein of 489 amino acids. The record is from RefSeq and is a predicted model, not a curated record. NCBI's taxonomy places the organism in Eukaryota, Metazoa, Mollusca, Bivalvia, Venerida, Veneridae. The transcript is spliced from 7 exons. Gene Ontology annotation, biological process: protein phosphorylation. Gene Ontology annotation, molecular function: ATP binding; non-membrane spanning protein tyrosine kinase activity.
GUGUGGUAUUGUUAACUGAAGAUAGACGUUUCGCUAAAUUACCGAAUUACCGAAUAACGUAUCUGGUCUCAUGGAUAUAUAAAUAAUACUGCGCCGAGAGCUGGGAUAUAUCAAAUCUAGCCGAAUGUUUUGUACGAUAUUUUAGAUAUUUUUGAAAAGUAAGCGCGCAGAUUCAUUGUGGAUUAAACAUUUGGAGUACAUACAAUGAUUUUUAUAUACAAGGACACUUUUGUGAAAAGCCGAUGGAAUAUAUAAAACGAGCUAUUAAAGGCAUUCAGUCGCGAUACUUUUUCAGAAAUAGAAUUUUUUGAAAUUAAAAAAAGGAAAGUCAAAAAUACACACAACAUGUUCCGGCAAUUCAAAAGACCAUAUCGGAGUAAUAUAUGGCGGCACGGGUUAUAUUAUAGCUGUAUUGUGAUAUUAUUUUUUCUGUUUAUGAAUAUUAUGGCAUUUCAACGGAAUUGCGCCGACUUAGAAGGGGAAAACAACAUCGAUCCGGGAGGCACGACUUUCGUGUCUAAUCUAGGAAAUGGUGACAUAAAAAACAAUGUCUUUCAGGAAAGGAAAUUGAAUUCUCGUAAAAGUCAGAAGGUUGUGUUCAAAAAUAAAUUAAGAAAGUUAAUGGAUAUACUGGAGAGCAAUUUAGAGAAAACCUUUCCUAACGACGCUCCGGAAAUUUCUUUCGAGAAGUAUUUUCCUGAUCGACAGCUGUACUGUGAUGAUAUUGCAAACAUAUCCGACAUGACUUACAUGGCGUCUGGCUGGACAAAAGCGGUAUAUAAAGGAUUAUAUAAAGGGACACCUGUCGCCAUAAAGACAAUUGAUGUGAAAGGUCAAGAUGUAACAACUUGUAUGAGUACAGGAAUGUCUCAGUCAGCAUGCUAUGUGAAAGCAGCUAAGAAGAUUGUAAAAGAGAUUGUGAUAUUACAAGCAUUAGCCGGGGAAAAUGUAUUGAAGGUGCUUGGCUUUUGUCUCCCUAGUAAUGCAGACGACAAUCAAUUUGUUGCCAUGGUAACGGAAUUAGGAGAAGCCGUGGAUUUAAUAAGAUUGCUACAGAUGUCAUGGGAAGACAGACUUAAAGUAUGUUUAGAUAUAACAAGGAUUGUUGACUUCAUGAAGAGAACACCGUACGGUUCCAUGUCAAUGAACGACUUCCGGCGGCAACAGUUUGUGUUAGUUCGUGGCAAUUUGAAACUUUCCGACGUAGACGACACAGAGUUUGAAGAUCCUCAUUGUCGAAACUCAAACGAGUGUGACAUCACAUUUUCAAGCGCUAAUUUUUCUCAAAAAAGCCUAUGUCAACAUCGAAGAUGUGUUCAAUAUAAUGAAAAGAGAAACUUGUUUAAUGCUGGUCGCCAUUUUGUGACAAUCCUGCUGCCCCACGGUGCACCUCUCCGUCUUCAGCCAAUCAUAAACAGUGUUAUGAACGGAUAUACUAAUUUAACUAUGACGUCAGAAGAGCUACUUAGCCAAAUGAAUAAAAUCGUGACUCUGUAUAAGUCGGGCUGGUAUCUAAACAGAUCAAAAUCAAUAUCCAAACACCGAUUACAUUACAAAAAAUUAGAACAUACAGAUCUUCCGGGGCAAUAUGAUUAUCGGUGCCGGUUAUCCCUUUCCAUGGCAACAUGCACGGUGUCUGUGUUCGAUCUACAAGAGGCCGAAGAUUUGUGCAAUAGUGACCAAGAUUGCAAAGGAUUUGUUGUCGCACAGCAAACAACUUGGUCAGGUCGACAUGUGAUACAUUUGAAGAAUGGUAUAGGGGCGCCAUCUAUACGUCCAAACACAACUUUAUAUAUUAAACCAACAGCAUUAUGAAUGUUUAGUUACCUGUAUUAUAAAUGAUUGUCAUUUAUAAAAUGAUAGUUUGAAAUAUAUACACAGUUUUUGAUACAUAUCAUGCUGAUAAUGUCGCGAACGAAGAGUGUGAUAAAAGUGAUUCUUUCAACAGUAUUCUUAAAGACAAUGUGAUACUAGACAUAGUCGGGCAAUAGAGUUUUAUUAGUGUACUGUUUUUCUUGUAUUCCACAAUACACAAACGAAAUCCUUGACAAUUAGUGAUGUACAGACUCAAUCAAACAGAGUCUGCAAUUUUAUCUAAUUUUGUUGUGAUAAAUGCUUCCGAGUGAUCACCCUUUUUCCAGAUUAGUAAAUUUUUAAUUUAUAAUUUCUCUAAUAAUAUGAUAUUUUCUUGACAAAAUGUAUUUGUAGUGGUUACAUGUAUUUCUGUACAAGCAGAUAUUUUAGAAACAUGUUUACAAAGGUUUAUUAAUAAGGAUUAAGAUCAGUCUAAAGUUUUACAUUUCAAAAUAGUCUUUAGUUUAUGCUCAUAAAUUUGAUACAAACUUGACAAAUUUUCGUGUAAAACCUGAUGACGCUUUCGGGAGAGAAAAAAGUAGAUUUUUUUUAAAUAUGACUUCACAUAUUGAGCAGGAAUUGUUUAUAUUGUCAUCAAUAUACUUUUUAAUUUAUUUUAUUAUUUAUGGAAUCUUACGCUUAUGAUAUCUGCUUAUUAUAUGCCAAUUUGCAGUAUUUUAUGAGUUCCAAAUUGAAUCAAAGUCUUUGUGUCUGAUUAUAAUGCAAUGCAGAUAAAAUCAGGAUCCCGGCUUUUUUAUUUCUUUGUGAACAUGGCUUCAAAAGUGAGACUUUAAAUAAGCAUUAUUGUUGAGUAAAUUAAUUGCAAAAUAAUCGCUGAAUAUCCAAUUCAGUAUUUUGCUGUUAUUUAUAGGAUCGAUGGUAUAAAGGGUAAAUAUUUUGUACUAUUUCUUAUAAAAGAAUUGUGAGAUAAUAAUAAUAAUGAGUUGAACCGCUCUUAAACUGGUCGGAUAGCAUGAAAUGCAUUUAUGAAUUUUACUAUUGUUUUAUUAUUAUUCAACUUGUUACUUAUCUUACAUACUCGAGGUUGUUAUGUAAGAAUUUUCUUUAAAAGAACUAUAUGGUUGUCAUUAUUAUAUGAAUAUAAUAUAAGAAUAUUGUGGUUUAAAACAUGUAACAAAAGCACAUGUUAAAUUCAGUUUUUAUUACUGAAUAUGUGAUGAAAACUGUUUGUUGCUAUGUUAAAAUGUUACAUAAAUUCAAAAUUGUAUGUAUAAAGAUUUAA